GUAAAUUCCAUAAAGUAUGGUUCAUUUGUAUUGUGUUCUAGUUGAUUGAUCAUUGUUUCAUUGUGGUUUGUAUUGUAUUUCUCUAUAAGAGAAUUGAUUUCACUGAUUUAAAAGAAGAAACAAACAACAAAAACUCCAUAUUCAUUUGAUGAUGAAGAAUUAGAUGAUAAACAAAUUGCUUUAAUUAAACAUGACAAAAAUAAACAUCAAAAUAGAAUGAAGUGAAAAUCUAUUAGAUUCUAAUUAGAAAUGGGGAAUACAUUCUCUUCUUCAGAAGAUCUCACCAGUUCUAAUAACGAAAACAACAAAAGAAAAACAUCUACUGCCUCAAAAGGUGGAAAGCCUAAAAUUCUUUCAAUACAAGAGUAUGAAGCAGAAUUGGAUCUUUUAACCAAUGAACCAAAAUCCUCUGACGAUACAGACACAGGGGAAUGUUUUUCUGAUGAAGAUGAUGACAAUGACAAGGAUGAGAUCAAAUCCUUUACAUUACCGAAUUCAAGCAGACUGCAAUUAUCUGUCCAUUAUAAUGAUGCAGAACAAGAAAUGCAUGUGAAUGUUAUACGUGCAAACAAUGUACCUGGCAGGGAAGCUGGCGGACCCUCAGCUUAUCAAAUUAACUUAUCUAUGGAACCAGAUAAUAAACAAUAUUGGCAAAGUAAAAUACGUACAGCACCAAAUCCAGAAUACUUAGAAGAAUGGAAAUUCCCAAUCCCUCUUGUUACUAUACACAAAUCUACGCUUAUUUGUUGUAUCGUCGGAUUUUUCGGAAAUGAAGAAUAUCUGUGUGGAGAAGCUUUUCUACCAUUUGAAAAUUUAAAUUUAAAUAUUGAAAAUAUUCUCACAGUAAAUUUUCAACCAAUACAUGUUCUACCGGUUCCACAUGAUUUGCAAUUAACAAAGACAGAAGUUGAAACAGACGAUAAAAGUAAAAUUGCAACGUCAAAAUUAACCGAUCAAGAUCGACCAUCAAUUUGUCCACAGAAUGAAAAUGCAAUCAUUUUCAAUACACGAUUAUCUAAAGUUUUACUUAUGCUACGAUUAAGUCAAAAUACUGGACGAUUUGAAUGUUGUAUUCAACAAAUUAAUCUUAUUGGUAUAAGAAUAAGUAAAAUACCAAAACGAAGUAUCUAUGUGAAAUUAUUUAUUAGAACAGAAGAAGAUGGUUUAAUCAAUAAAGCGCAUAGUGCAUCUCAUCAACAACAAUCUACAAUACACAUGAAUGAAACAUUUGCAUUUUAUAUAAAACCAUAUCAAAUAGAUCGAAUCACUGUAGAAUUUUCAUUAUUCAAAAGGAAGCCAUUCAAUAAACGAAUUAUAAUUGGAACGUGCAAAAUAGGUAAAUAUAAUACAAGUAUUAAUGAAUUAGAACAUUGGGAACGUGUAUUAGCUACAAAAGAUCAAGUCAUAUCACAAUGGCAUAAAUUCUAUCCAAUAGCAAUAACACCACCGGAAAUGACAUUGAAAAUGGAAGAUUGAUUGAUUGUUUGUUUGUUUUUUUUGGGGGGGGGCGGAUAUUAUUUAUUCUAAUCAUUUCUUUCUAUUUAACUACUUCAAAAUGUAUACACUUUUAAUGAUGAAAGAAAUGAUUAAUGGCUUUAUACAAUAUUAUGUAAUGGGUACAAUAUAGAAUCCUCAAUAUAAAGUAUUUCAAUAA
Schistosoma mattheei is the source of this 1654-nucleotide messenger RNA. Lineage: Eukaryota; Metazoa; Platyhelminthes; Trematoda; Strigeidida; Schistosomatidae. The record is from the annotation of a GenBank genome assembly.